AUGUCUUUUAUGUCGAUAACCGGAGCCAUACUUACAAGCAUUGUGCUUUAUUUUGUAUAUACUAUUGCUCACUCUAGACAUGCGAUCAAACCACCGUUACCUCCAGGACCGAGGCCGAAGUUUUUAGUAGGAAAUCUGGCCGAUCUACCUAAGCCAGGGGAGCGAGAAUGGGAACACUGGCUAAAACACAAAGAUCUAUAUGGCGGAAUCAGCUCCAUCACAGUCUUGGGUCAAACUCUCGUUAUCAUUCAUGAUAUCCGCCUGGCCUAUGAGCUUAUGGAAAAGCGUUCCGCAAAGCAUUCAUGUAGACCGAAGCAAGUUUUUGCAGGUGAAUUGCUGGGAUGGAAUGACUCUCUUGGUCUUGCGACAUAUGGAAACCGAUUCAGAGCUAUUCGAAAAAACAUGGCCAAGGUAAUUGGAUCGCACGCUACUGCGUCUCAAUUUUAUCCGCUUCAAGAAUUGGAGGCUGGUCGCCUUCUAUUGCGAAUCUUGGACAGUCCGGAAAACCUAAAGGAACAUAUCCAAAGUGAUGCCAUCUCAGCCAUUCUGAAAAUCAUCUAUGGAUAUAAUGCCGAGGCUCAUCAACGAGACCCUCUAGUACGGUUGGCCAACGAGGUUAUGGAUGAGUUUGCUCAAGCCGGUGUCCCAGGCGCAUGGAUGGUCGACAUGAUUCCAGCUUUGAAACAUAUUCCAGACUGGUUCCCAGGAGCGGGUUUCAAACGGACUGCGCGAAGUUGGGCUGCUUCUUUAUGGGAGCUCUCCGAAAGACCCUUUGCGUUUGUCAGAUAUCAAAUGGAUACAGGUGUUGAGAAUCUGUCCUUCUUAUCUCAACUCUUGCAAAAACAGUCCAUUGCAAAUCCUAAUGACCGGUCGGUUGUUAAGUGGUCAGCGCUCUCUUUGGUCACGGCUGGAGCGGAUACGACACAGUCGUCCCUUAGGUGUUUCUUCUUAGCCAUGACUCUAUAUCCUGAAGUGCAAAGGAAAGCUCAGGAAGAAAUAGACAGGGUGGUGGGUUUUGAUCGACUACCAGAACUGAGCGAUCGCCCCAAUCUUCCCUAUAUCAAUGCAGUUGUUAAGGAAAUCUUCCGAUGGCAUCCUGUAGCGCCAAUGAGCUUGCCACACACAACAACUGAAGACGAUAUCAUUGACGGCUAUUUAAUACCUAAAGGCGCAUACAUAAUGCCUAGUAUUUGGUACUUUACCCAUGAUCCUUCGGUUUAUUCAGAUCCUAUGUCAUUCAAGCCAGAAAGACACCUAGCAGCAGAAGGCUAUCCUGCAGAACUUGACCCCGAAACGCUUGUUUUUGGCUUUGGUAGACGUAUCUGCCCUGGCCGUCUUCUAGCGAGUUCUUCAAUAUUCAUCAAUGUUGCACGAUCUCUAGCCGUCUUUAAAAUAACUAACCCUAUUGAAAACGGCGUAGAGGUGAAGCAAGUCGCGGAAUUCAUGCCAGGGGUUGUCAGUCAUCCAGCGCCGUACAAGCCAACGAUCAAGGCCCGCUCAGCAAAACAUGAGGCGCUUGUCAGGGAGAUAGAGCAAAAACAUCCAUGGCAGCAGGCAGAUUCCAAAAUUAUGCAGAAUGUCAGUUUUUAG
Molecule: messenger RNA, 1590 nt
Organism: Talaromyces proteolyticus
Lineage: Eukaryota; Fungi; Ascomycota; Eurotiomycetes; Eurotiales; Trichocomaceae
Product: putative cytochrome P450 oxidoreductase OrdA-like protein
Exons: 7
Coding region: 1-1590 (529 amino acids)
Molecular function (GO): heme binding; oxidoreductase activity, acting on paired donors, with incorporation or reduction of molecular oxygen; monooxygenase activity
Source: RefSeq, a predicted model, not a curated record